Molecule: messenger RNA, 496 nt
Organism: Rhodotorula graminis WP1
Lineage: Eukaryota; Fungi; Basidiomycota; Microbotryomycetes; Sporidiobolales; Sporidiobolaceae
Exons: 3
Coding region: 65-496 (143 amino acids)
Molecular function (GO): zinc ion binding; nucleic acid binding
Source: RefSeq, a predicted model, not a curated record
CCCUUCGUGUGCACCUAGCUCGCUCCUUUCUCCCACCACCUCACACCCACACCCAACCGCCAUCAUGGGUCGCAACAGGCGCAGCCGCACCCCGUCCAACCCCAAGAAGAACCAGGCCACCGACAUCAAGAUGCGCCGGUACAAGCGCGACAUGGACCAGAUCCACGCCGACAUGAAGGACCAGGGCGCAUCUAAGUUCAAGGAGGACCUCGCCAAGAAGGACCUCGAGGACAUCCCAGGCCUCGCCCAGCACACGUGCGUCGCGUGCUGCCGCUACUUUGCCGACGCCGUCUCGCUCGAGACCCACCUCCGCGGCAAGCCCCACAAGCGCCGCCUCAAGAAGCUCGCCGAGGAGCCCUACACGAUCGAGGAGAGCCGCCGCGCCGUCGGCCUCGGCGUCGACAAGGGCGAGUACGGCCGCAAGAAGGAGCAGGAGCUCAAGGACGAGGCCGAGCGCGUCAAGGCGGGCGCGCCAGAGGCGACCAUGGAGGCGUGA